AUGCCAAUUCCCACCUACGACCAGACCAAAUCCUCCAACGAAACCCGCCCAUCCGGCUCCGCAGGUUACGCCUCCCUCGAAGCCCUCUCGGGCAUGGAAAACAACAGCAGCGGUCGCCUGGUGGGCACUGGCUCCGGCGGCGUGGUGACGGCCCCGGGAUACAUUGCGGCUGAGAACUCGGAUCUUUUGGAGAAUGCGGGGAGUGAUCGGGCCUUGAGUAAGGAAGAGGCGGAUCAGUUGUAUGAGGAGAGGAUGGAGGAGGAGUAUGCGAAGAGGGAGGGGGGUGCUUGA
This is a messenger RNA of Aspergillus chevalieri, 291 nucleotides long. RefSeq lists its product as uncharacterized. The record is from RefSeq and is a predicted model, not a curated record. The coding region runs from base 1 to 291 and encodes 96 amino acids. Lineage: Eukaryota; Fungi; Ascomycota; Eurotiomycetes; Eurotiales; Aspergillaceae. The transcript has a single exon.